AUGAGAGAGAAGAUGUCGGAAACCCGAUCUCCGAUGCCGUUGAUGUAUCGGAGGCAUUCAAGUGGGGAGAUGAUGAACAACUUGGCGUCGGUUUCGAGCAGUCUGUUGCCGGCUUUUGGAACCAUUGUUGGCGGGGAUUCAACUCCUCUCAGAAAAUAUGUCAUUGCACCCUAUGAUCGUCGGUACCGGUGGUGGCAAGCAUUUCUAGUGGUAUUGGUUAUAUACUCGGCAUGGUCAUCCCCGUUUGAGCUAGCUUUCAAGAAGGUGGCUACCGGCUCUCUCCUCUAUGUCGAUUUGGCGGUCGACUUCUUUUUUGCCACUGAUAUCAUCUUAACGUUCUUCGUAGCCUAUUUGGACAAAUCGACAUAUCUGCUCAUUGAUGAUCAUAAAAAGAUAGCCACAAGGUAUGUCACUCAUAUGAUGUUUCCGAUGGAUGUGGCAUCAACGCUGCCAUUUCAAUCAAUAUACCGACUCUUAACUGGAAGGCUGCACCGUGGGGAGGUCUUUGGCUUCCUUAAUCUGCUCAGGCUAUGGCGGCUAAGGCGUGUUAGCGAGCUCUUUUCAAGGCUAGAGAAGGAUACGCGCUUCAGCUACUUCGUGACAAGAACCAUCAAACUAAUAUGUGUCACACUUUUUGCAGUGCACUCAGCUGGCUGUUUCUACUAUUGGAUAGCCACUCAUCAUAAACACUCGAGUGAUACAUGGAUCGGAUCUAUUAUUGACAACUUUGAGGAUAGAAGCAUUUGGUUGGGAUACACCUAUUCAAUGUAUUGGUCAAUUGUCACCCUUACAACAGUCGGAUAUGGAGACUUGCAUGCAGUAAAUCCAGGGGAGAAGAUAUUCAAUAUCUUCUAUAUGUUGUUCAACAUCGGCCUCACCUCUUAUCUUAUUGGAAACAUGACCAAUCUUAUUGUCCAUAGCGCUGUCCGAACUUUUGUCAUGAGGGAUUCAAUCAACGAGAUCUUAAGAUAUGCAAGCAAGAACAGACUUCCAGAAGGGUUAAAAGAGCAAAUGUUGGCACAUAUGCAACUCAGGUUCAAGACAGCUGAGCUACAGCAAGAAGAAGUUCUAGGGGACCUACCAAAGGCGAUUAGAUCUAGCAUUUCCCAACAUCUAUUCCGCAAAACUGUUGACAAGACUUAUCUCUUUAAAGGCAUUUCAGAAGAUCUUAGUAGGCAAUUGGUUACAGAUUUGAAAGUAGAAUACUUUCCACCCAAGGUUGAAGUUAUACUACAAAAUGAGAUACCAACAGAUUUCUAUGUUGUAGUAUCUGGAGCCAUGGAGGUGCUGACACACAAAAAUGGAAUGGAGCAGUUCUUGACAAAACUAGGCCCAAUGGACAUGUUUGGGGAAAUCGGGGUAUUCUUCAACAUCCCCCAACCCUUCACGGUGAGAAGCAAGAAACUUUCUCAGGUAGUCCGAAUUACUCAUCAUCACUUCAAGCAACUAGUGCAGCCUCUUGAUGGCGACGGAAAGACAAUAAUGUCCAACUUCACACAGUAUCUGAGGGACUUAAAGAAGGAGGUGCAAGAAGAGUUGCCAUUCUUGACAGAUCUCUUAUUGGACUUGAAUAUUGAGCAAACCACACCAGUUGAUGAAUCACAAAACCAUGAAGCAUCAAAUUAUGGCCGAGAAGAUGGAGAAGGAACACCCACUUCUGUACUCUCAAACGCAAUUCCUGUGAGGGUGGUAAUCCAUGGCCAUCAUCCACAUGAGGAAACAACAGACGGCAAAAGGACAGGAAAACUUGUGCACCUUCCAGACUCAAUAGAGGACCUUUUCAACUUAGCAGAGAAGAAGUUCGGGAAAAGAGGAACUACUAUUCUCAUGGCUGAUGCAUCUCAAGUGGAAGAUCUUAAUGCUUUAAGAGAGAAUGACCACCUGUUUAUAUUUUGAAUACAUGAAAAUAAAAUAUCCAAGUUUUUUUUCCAGAAAAGACAGUUGCAUUAACUUCUAUAAAAUUAAUUAUAAACAGAAUCUUGUCUACAGAAAAUAUUUGGAAUGUAAGAUCAAGAACUAUGGAAUCCAGUGACCUAUUAUAUGCCUUGUUAC
Molecule: messenger RNA, 2052 nt
Organism: Cynara cardunculus var. scolymus (artichoke)
Lineage: Eukaryota; Viridiplantae; Streptophyta; Magnoliopsida; Asterales; Asteraceae
Product: potassium channel KAT3
Exons: 13
Coding region: 1-1896 (631 amino acids)
Biological process (GO): potassium ion transport; transmembrane transport
Cellular component (GO): membrane
Molecular function (GO): voltage-gated potassium channel activity
Source: RefSeq, a predicted model, not a curated record